AAACAACGAAAGCAGCGAAGAUCCAGCCUUUAUCUCACUAUGGAUAGUAUACCAGGGAGAUGGAACGUGCUCAGUGGACGAGACAACUGGAAAAACCUGCUUGAUCCACUUGACCUUGAUCUUCGUCGUUACCUCAUCCAUUAUGGUGAGAAGGCUCAAGCAACCUACGAUAAUUUCAACAACCAAAAGCAGUCUAAAUACGCAGGCAGCGCCAUAUACACGAAAAGGCAUAUGUUAAAUUCUGUAGGCUUAUUGAAAGCCAACCCAUUCAGGUACAACGUUGUGAAGUACCUGUAUGCGACAUCUGAGAUCAGUGUUCCAGAUGCAUUCAUAAUGAAGUCGCUGGCGAAAGACCCGAUUUACCAAGAAUCAAACUGGAUGGGAUAUGUUGCUGUUGCCACUGAUGAAGGGAAGAAAGCGCUUGGAAGAAGGGAUAUUUUGAUUGCCUGGAGAGGCACAGUUAGGCCAAUAGAGUGGGUAAAGGAUUUCCAGUUCCCAUUAGUAUCAGCUUCUUCACUAGUUGGGAAAGAUAGUAAGGAUGCUAAUGUUCAUCAAGGUGUACUUUCCAUUUAUACAUCAUCUGAUCCGAAAUCUAGAUAUAACAAAACCAGUGCAAGGGAUCAGGUUCUUGAAGAGGUAAGGAAACUAGUGGAAGCAUUCAAGAAAGAAGAUAUUAGUAUCACAAUUACUGGCCAUAGUUUGGGUGGUGCCCUUUCAACCUUGAAUGCUGCUGACAUUGUUGCUAACGGUUAUAACAAGACUAAAGGGCGCCCGAAAAAGGUUUGUCCCGUAACAGUCAUGGCGUUUGGCAGCCCCCAUGUUGGAGACUCGAAUUUCAGGGAUGUUUUUCAGGCAAUGGAUCAUCUACACAUUCUAAGGACUGUCAAUGCCCCCGAUAUCGUGUCUGUUAUCCCGCCACCCCCAUAUGUAGGGAUUGGACCUACCCUGCAGAUAGAUAGUCGAAAAUCGCCUUAUUUGAAGAGGGGAGACACUGAGAAAUGGCAUUCGUUGGAGCCAGCUUACCUGCAUACAGUUGCAGGAACACAAGGACCUAAGGGAGGUUUUCGGUUCGAAGUAAAGAGAGAUAUCUCCCUUGUGAACAAACAUGUUGAUGUACUGGCAGACAAAUAUUUGGUACCUGGUGGAUGGUGGUGUCAAAGAAAUAAGGGGAUGGUUCAACAAAAUGAUGGAUCUUGGAAACUUGAAGAUUACGACAAGGAUGAGCUGAUACUAUUAUAAGCUUCGAUGGAGCCAUAAAUUUUUCUGCGUUCUGUUUGUUUGUUGUCAAUUUGAACACCAUAGCCAUGAAAUAUAUAGGUUAUUAGACGAGGAAGAGAUCAAUCCUCAACUCAACUGUACACCGAAACCAAAAAGGUAGAAGCAAAUUUUUAACCCUUCUUUAAGAAACUUUCUUUCGUUUUCCUUUUCCUUCUUUUUGGUGGUAAAUUGAAAAUUUUCACGCAGAUUUCAAG
Oldenlandia corymbosa var. corymbosa is the source of this 1472-nucleotide messenger RNA. NCBI's taxonomy places the organism in Eukaryota, Viridiplantae, Streptophyta, Magnoliopsida, Gentianales, Rubiaceae. The record is from the annotation of a GenBank genome assembly.